AUGGAUUCCGAUAACAAAAAAACACAAAAAAACUGGAAAAACUCGCUACUCUACCUCACCUUUAUUAUCACAAUCGUUCACCUCACACGUCAAACCAAUUUCUCACGUAAACUAACAAUCGACACCAAAACGGUGCGUAUCAAGAAAACCUCCGAUCUCCCUCUCCGGUUCCGUUCCGACGGUACCUUCAAAAUCCUCCAAGUUGCUGAUAUGCAUUAUGGAAAUGGAAUUUUAACAAGGUGCAAGGACGUGUUGGCUUCUGAAUUCGAGUUUUGUUCUGAUCUUAAUACUACUAGGUUUUUGAAGCGGAUUAUUCAUGCUGAGAGUCCUGAUUUUAUUGCAUUUACUGGAGAUAAUAUAUUUGAACCAAGCAGUUCUGAUGCUGCCGAAUCUCUGUUUCAAGCCUUCGGUCCUGCCAUGGAGUCAAGACUUCCUUGGGCUGCAAUUUUGGGAAACCAUGACCAAGAAUCAAAUUUGAAUCGUGAAGAGUUAAUGUCCUUAAUCUCCCUUAUGGACUAUUCAGUUUCCCAGGUCAAUCCGUCAGAUGCUAAAAUUGAUGGUUUUGGAAAUUAUAACCUAAGAGUAUAUGGUGCCCUAGGUUCCAUGCUGGCAAAUAGUAGUGUUUUGAAUCUUUUCUUUCUUGAUAGUGGCGAGAGGAUAACAUAUCAGGGACUUCGAACUUAUGAUUGGAUCAAGGACUCUCAACUUCAUUGGCUGCGUCAUGUGUCUCAUGAACCCGAGGGACAAGAGCAGGAUCCUCCUCAAUCUAAUGAUCAUGAUACUACUCCAAUUUCACCGCCAGCACUUGCAUUUUUCCAUAUUCCGAUCCCAGAAGUUCGGAACCUGUUUUACGAAAAGAUUGUUGGCCAAUUUCAAGAGGGCGUAGCUUGUUCACGAGUGAACUCACCGGUCUUGCCAACGCUUGUCUCGAUGGGAGAUGUGAAGGCUGUAUUCAUAGGCCACGACCAUAAAAAUGACUUUUGUGGAAAAUUGGAUGGCAUAUGGUUUUGUUAUGGUGGCGGCUUUGGCUAUCAUGCCUAUGGAAAAACGGGGUGGCCAAGAAGAGCAAGGAUUAUACUUGCUGAACUUGAGAAGGGAAAAAAUUCUUGGACUCAAGUGCAGAGAAUUACAACAUGGAAACGACUUGAUGAUGAGAAGCUGAGCAAGAUUGAUGAACAAAUCCUAUGGGAUCGAUUGUUUUCUGGAUGA
This is a messenger RNA of Vicia faba (fava bean), 1209 nucleotides long. Lineage: Eukaryota; Viridiplantae; Streptophyta; Magnoliopsida; Fabales; Fabaceae. The record is from the annotation of a GenBank genome assembly.